Messenger RNA from Mesocestoides corti, 651 nucleotides. The record is from the annotation of a GenBank genome assembly. NCBI's taxonomy places the organism in Eukaryota, Metazoa, Platyhelminthes, Cestoda, Cyclophyllidea, Mesocestoididae.
AUGGCUAGUACAAAGACUAAAAAGCGUGUUCGAUCAAGGACGCAACGCUACACGAGCAAUGUUUUUUCUAUGUUCACGGAAGCUCAAAUCAAUGAAUUCAAGGAAGCAUUUUCCCUUAUUGAUGGUUCCAAAGACGGCAUAAUAGACCAGGGCGAUCUGGAGGAGGUAUUUCGUUCAAUGGGAAAGAAUCCGACGGAGGCUUACCUUGAAGAAAUGCUAAAGCAAGCUCCUGGUUGCAUCAAUUUUACAAUGUUUCUCACAUUGUUCGGAGAAAAAAUGAUGGGUUGCGAUCCGGAAGAUACGAUACUGAACGCCUUUGCCCAAUUUGACCCAAAUAACAAAGAUAUGCUGGUUCGGUCUACUCGUCCCUACGUGUCGGGACAGGUUGUUUGCGUAGACUUUGUCUUCUCUGUGGUGUCCUCUAAACUUAUUGGCAAUUUAUUCCCUCCCUUCCCCUCAGGCGUGAUUAAUGAGGAACGCUUAAGAGAACUGAUGACCACAAUGGGUGAUCGGUGGACCGAUGAGAAGGUGGAUGAGCUAUUCCAUGGAGCGCCUAUACAAGAUGGGGAAUUCAAUUACCGAGAGUUCACGAAGAUGAUUAUUCACGGUCAGCAGGAUGAUGAAGACCAGAACCAUCCAAUGGCCCGAUAA